CUCCCCUCGCCGCCAUGUCGCAACAACAGUGGCAGAUUCGCUAUUCCAACUCGCGCGCCCUGCCCUACUUCUACAACGCCGCCACGCAGCAGAGCGUCUGGGAGGCGCCCGCCGAGCUGAGCCAGGCCGACAUCGGGGCACUGCCCGGCGCCCAACUGCUCCAGGCGGGCGCGGGUGCGGCCAAGAAGGAGCAACAGGGCAAGGUGCGCGCAAGUCAUUUGUUGGUGAAGCAUCGGGAGAGCAGAAGGGCCAGUAGCUGGAAAGAGGCAAGCAUCACGCGCACUCGUGCCGAGGCCGAGCAAAUCCUGCGCGAGCAUCAGCGUGCGCUGCUCUCCGGAGGAUCCGCGUCCGCACCCAAUGUCGACGUCUCGGCCGACGACUUUGCCAAACUGGCCAGCGUGCAUUCCGACUGCUCCUCUGCGCGUUCCGGCGGCGAUCUGGGCUAUUUCGCACGCGGGCAGAUGCAGCGUCCCUUUGAGGAGGCCACGUAUGCGCUGCACGUCGGCGAGAUGAGCGACGUGGUGAGCACCGAGAGUGGGCUGCAUUUGAUUCUGCGCACUGCUUGAAAUAUGGCAGGGCGCAGGGUAGGGUCAGGCGUGCCGAGUCGUUUAGGAGGGUUAAAGCGG
Molecule: messenger RNA, 626 nt
Organism: Tilletiopsis washingtonensis
Lineage: Eukaryota; Fungi; Basidiomycota; Exobasidiomycetes; Entylomatales
Product: rotamase-domain-containing protein
Exons: 3
Coding region: 15-566 (183 amino acids)
Cellular component (GO): cytosol; nucleus
Molecular function (GO): protein binding; peptidyl-prolyl cis-trans isomerase activity
Source: RefSeq, a predicted model, not a curated record